GCUCAGUCAGACGCCGCCAAACGAUGGGAGUGCAGUGAACGCUCCGUAGGAAACUACUCGUACAUAAGGCAGUUCAAAUCAUUGCUCGAAAAGUUAGUUAUUAAUGGAGCUAUUAAAAUUUUCCCCUCCUUUUGCGACUGGGACGUUGUGAACUUGAAGAGUCUUUCGCAAAUCCUGGCUGACCCUGAGAUCGUCGCAAAUUCUGGCUGAUAACAAGUGACUAAGAACGCAAUACUAUACUGUAUACAUUUUACAGACCAACAAAUUUGAUUUUAAAAAUAUCGUAUUCACAAGAUCAUAAUGUUAUUUCAACCAACGAUCUUUUCCCAACGAGAAAUUUUCACCUUUACCUUCGUGAACAUAGUUUUAAGUUUAUCAGCUACAGCUGUACUUUCAAAAUUCGCCGAAAAAAAUAAUUAUGAUCCCUUGAUAUACGUUUUUAUCUCAGCAAGAAAUAAGGAACUAGCUCUGCCUUACUUCUUGUCUUAUUUCGAUAACCUGGACUACCCUCCUAGUCGCAUGAUAUUGCAUGUUCGUGCCGAUCACUGCGCCGACAGAACCAUCGACAUUCUAGAGGAAUGGAUCACCCACGCAGUACGGAAGUAUCGAGAAAUUGAUACUAAAUUUGUUCGAACUCCUGAACGGUAUGAAAAAUCACACAAAGGUUCUCAGUUCGAGAAAGACGAAGCCAUCAUUUCGCACAUGAUUGAGUUAAAAAUGGAAGCUAUGUCACGAGCAAGAAAAAAGUUUGCAAAUUACAUUUUAUUUUUUGAUUCAGAUGUCUUCUUGACUGAUAGCAAAGUAAUAAGCAAGCUUAUAAAAUUUAACCCCACUAUCACGGCGCCAAUGUUAACUUCAUCUUCUAGGCACUCGAACUUUUGGGCUGGAAUGAACGACGAUUUUUACUUGGAAUAUUCAAACGAAUACGAUGAGAUCUUGACGAGAACACAAGGUGGCUGCUUCGAAGUUGCCUUGGUCCACUCGUGCGUUCUCGUGAAACUUACCGACCCUAAAAUAGAUCUUAUUACUUUUGAUCCCACAGAAAUCGAAAUUCAAAACCUACCUUACGAUGACAUCAUAACGUUUUCGGUCUCCGCAAGAAGAGCAGGCCUCGGUAGCUACAUUUGUAACGAAGACGAGUAUGGGUUUCUAGAAUACCCCCGUCCGUCCGGAGACCCUUUUGACGUUGGUCAACGUCUAAUUAACGACCUAGUGAUCGAUUCUUUUCGUGGAAAUAAAUAUUUAGCAGUCAGCCAGCCCUUUAAUAAAUACAUAACUACUAACGGGACUUUAGACACAGCUGGUCUAUCACAAAUAUAUUACAUAAACUUGGAUCGUCGGCCUGGCAGAAGAGAUGUCAUCGAAAAGAUGUUGGGACUUGCUGGCUUGAAAGCCCAGCGAGUGCAAGGGGUUGAUGGCAAAACACUGACAGAAGAGCGCAUGCGUCAAAUGGGAGUGAAAAAGGUUGAAGGAUAUCUGGAUUCAUUUCAUAAACGUCCCAUUACUAAUGGCGAGAUAGGAUGUCUCAUCAGUCAUCAUAAUAUUUGGAAAGACGUCAUCAAAAAUGAUUAUUCGCAGGUUUUGAUUCUGGAAGACGAUGCUCAACUACAUCCAAAUUUUAAAGGAAAUCUGAAACAGCUUCUUCAGGAAAUCAAAUGUAUAGAAUGGGAUCUCAUUUUCUUGGGAUAUAAGUUUGUGUACCAAGAAGGCUAUCACACCGAACAAGUUGGCGAUAUUCGUAGCCUGCAAACGGCAGACUACGUCUACUGGGCGGUAGGCUACCUGCUCUCUGGCACCGGUGCCGAAAAACUAGUCGCUGCCAACCCGCUGGCUCACGCGCUGCCCGUCGACGAGUUCUUGCCUAUAAUGUAUGACCGAACCGACCUGAUAAAAUGGAAACAUUUAUUCCCUAAACGAGAUCUACGGGCUUUCAUUCAUAAUCCGCCACUCCUGGUGCAGAGGUUCUACAAGCUGGACAACGGUCUAUACGUGAGUGACACCGAAGAAACGGACGUUCAAGAAUCACAAGUACAAAUCUCAAACCUAAAAAAAUACGAGUCAGCCAAAAAUGCACGUGAGAAACUGGCAGGACCAAUUGGCGACGACGGUAAAAUGGAAGAACUGAGCUUCUCGAACGAACGAAAUAAAACUACAGGGUUAGCAUGGAUUUGAUUUUUGAGACUUGAAGGCAAAUAAGGGUAGAUCAUCAAUUAAUCUUGUAUUAAGUGACAAUUCACUUUCCAAUCAACAGCUCCAAACCGAGCGAUCGUAAUUUAGAAGGACGAUGCUAAAAAAUACGCGAGUUGUGUUUUUUUUUUUUUUUGCAUCCAUAUCGUGACGUAACAGCGUGGUGAUAUGACACGUCCACGCUUCGAAGCGCAUUAUUUUACGAUAAAUGGCUCGAAUUUCCAGAUCAUUCAAUCACUUUCGGUAAGAAAAUGGGUCCUUAUGCGGAUUCAUCAUAAAUCGGCGUAGGUACUUGAUGUAAAAAUGUAACCCUUUGCUUCAGAAAAUAUCUUAAAAUUAUUUUCAGCAGAUAUAAAUCAAGAAGCUCCGUUGUAUUUUGGAAGACGCAAGAUCAAUCCAAUACACUGAUACUAAAUCAGAACUGCGAUACUGGAAAAAAAGUUCAUGCAGUCCACCACAAGAAAGAUCUCUUGGCAAUACAAAUUCGCUAGCUGGAGCGCUCACUCCAAGGCCAGGUGUAAACUAUUGUAUGAGGUCAAGAUGGCGACGCGCAACAAAUAAUUUUAUGCAUUGACUUUAUAUUCUAUAAAAAUACAAAUAUUAAUACAUCAAUUUCAGUUACUAAUGAGAAAUGCAAUAAUGAAUUUCCACAGUCACGUAUGACACAUGAAGUACCGUAAUUCAUCAAGUUUUCGACAGAUGAAAGUUGAAUAUCAUCAAGGGCCUUCAACACUGAACGAGUCUUAAAAAGAAACAAGCGUCCAUCAACUAAUUCAUCAAAUUAUAUCGAUCGAAUUCAACAACGCCAUAAAUCAUCGAGAACAUGAUCUUUAUGCAGACAAUUACCCCGAUAAAGAUAGUUAUUUUUUAGAACCUGUAGUACUGCUAACAGCAGAGAUGUAAAUUAACGAUACCUCACUUUUAGGCUGUGCUCUUAAUGGUUAGAAAUGACCAUGAUUUCGAGUACCAAAAAUAUACCAAGAUCAGAAAUAUUGUUCAAUAAACAACAAUUACAUAUUCUAAACUUAGAUUGGAAUAAUAAUACAGUCUAAGAGAAAUUCAUUAGCCAUGGAAGCAUGAGAUAGGAUACUGAAGGAUCCGUCGGAUGUGAGCGAUACAUAAAUUCAUAAAACUAAUUUUUGUCCAUUGUGCUAAUGCCACCUCAAAUCAUUACGGACGAAUUCGUUUAAACGUCAGCAAUAAUCAAAACUAGCAUGCAGUCGUCAACGCGUUACGAUAACGACUCUGAAUGUCAACUGUCCUACAAGACCAACUCGUUCCUUUACGCUAAUGCUAUAUCUGCACACAGUCACCAUUUCCGAUAGUCGAUGAAUAUUAACAUGCAUCAGUAAUUUGUAAUAAAUCAUUAUUUUAGACAGUCAAUGACAUGCGCAGAUAAUCUUAAACAAGCUUUCUUUAACCUAGAAAUGUUGCACCAAAUUGGUGACGAAUUGUUUCGAAUUACAUUCAGUAUAUGAAUUAGAGAGAAUCUGAGGCGUUACAAGCUAAAAUAACAGAACGAAGCAUAAAAAAAUUACCAUAGCACAACCGCAAAUCAAUUAAACACUCAAAAGC
Messenger RNA from Hyalella azteca, 3762 nucleotides. Its product is annotated as glycosyltransferase 25 family member. The coding region runs from base 301 to 2172 and encodes 623 amino acids. The transcript has 4 exons. The record is from RefSeq and is a predicted model, not a curated record. Gene Ontology annotation, molecular function: procollagen galactosyltransferase activity. Lineage: Eukaryota; Metazoa; Arthropoda; Malacostraca; Amphipoda; Hyalellidae.